This is a messenger RNA of Tribolium castaneum (red flour beetle), 1948 nucleotides long. RefSeq names its product Pendulin (gene Pen). Gene Ontology annotation, molecular function: nuclear import signal receptor activity; protein binding. NCBI's taxonomy places the organism in Eukaryota, Metazoa, Arthropoda, Insecta, Coleoptera, Tenebrionidae. The record is from RefSeq and is a predicted model, not a curated record. Gene Ontology annotation, cellular component: nucleus; cytoplasm. Bases 231 to 1829 code for a protein of 532 amino acids. The transcript is spliced from 8 exons. Gene Ontology annotation, biological process: NLS-bearing protein import into nucleus.
UUAUUGGCUGCCCGUCAUUAAUUGUCAGUGUGACGUUCAGGAACUGCAACGGAAAUUUUGACCGUAGAAUUUUUGUCGUUUUAUUUUUUAAUCGGUUGUGGAGACUAUUCACUAAUAGUUUUAAUAGUUUUGGUGCCUAGUUUAAAUAUAAUAGGCCCUUGAAAUAUCAAAUCAAUUUUUUGUUCUUCACCUAUCAGUGACCCUGUUGCACGUUUCUAACUUCCAGAAAAAUGGGAGACGAGAACAGGAUCCGUUCGUUUAAAAACAAGGGAAAAGACUGUGAAGAAAUGCGCCGCCGACGGGCCGGCCAGACCAUCGAACUGCGGAAAGCAAAAAAGGAAGACCAGUUGUUGAAGAGGCGCAACAUAUCGUUGCAAGAAGAGGCCUCAACUCCCCUUCAGGAGAACAACUCCGUGUCGCUGAUCACCAUGUCUGCCGAAGAAAUCUUGAUGGGUAAUAACCCCACUCCCGACUUGCCCCAUUUUAAUGACCUGAUAACAGGAAUGAUGAGCCCUGACGAGAACCUCCAGUUUAAGGCCACCCAAGCCUGCCGCAAAAUGCUCAGCCGCGAGCGGAACCCCCCAAUCGACCACAUGAUCCGCUUGGGGGUUGUCCCGCGAUGCGUCGAGUUCCUGGGCAAGACCCACAACCCAUCGCUGGUGUUUGAGGCUUGCUGGGCCCUCACGAACAUCGCGUCUGGCACUUCCGAGCAGACCGCAGCCGUGGUCCAGGAGGGCGCCCUUCCUAAGCUCCAACAGCUGCUCUCCUCAAACCGCAUCGACGUCGUGGAGCAGGCCAUCUGGGCGAUUGGUAACAUUGCAGGUGAUGGGCCCGAGAGCCGCGAUUUGGUGCUCAACUACGGCGUUUUGCCCAGUCUUAUCAACUUAAUCAAACCAAACACUACCUUGUCCUUGUUACGCAAUACUGUGUGGGUUAUUUCUAAUCUUUGCCGCAAUAAAAAUCCGUACCCCGAUUUUGAGUUAGUCAAGCCGGCUUUACCCGUCUUGGCGAGACUUUUGUCGCAUGACGAUAAGGAUGUUUUGGCCGACACGUGCUGGGCUUUGAGUUAUUUAACCGAUGGUAGCAAUGAGAAAAUUCAAGCGGUGCUUGACACCGGUUUAAUUGACCGCCUAGUUAUGCUUUUGUAUAGUGAGGAAAGUACCGUCCUAACUCCGGCCUUGAGGGCCGUUGGUAACAUUGUGACCGGAAACGACCAUCAGACUGAUAUGGUGAUCAAUGCCGGGGCUUUAGAUUGUAUGAUCCGUUUAUUGCAACACAGUAGACUGAACAUUGUCAAAGAAGCUGCCUGGACAGUUUCAAACAUUACUGCCGGAAAUAGUGAGCAAAUCCAAAAAGUCCUAGAUGCCGGGAUUUUGCCUUAUCUUCUUCACGUCCUACAAACCGGCGACUUUAAAUCGCAAAAAGAGGCAGCUUGGGCUGUUACUAAUUUCACAAGUGGCGGGAAUUCCGCCCAAUUGGCGCAACUUGUGGAAAUGGGGGCGUUGAAACCCAUGUGUAAUCUCCUGAAUUCCAAAGAUAGCAAGACUAUUAUCGUGGUGUUGGAGGGAUUGAAUAACAUUUUAUCGGCCGCUGCCAAGUUAAAUCAAGCCGAGAAAGUGGCCAUAAUGAUUGAGGAGUGUGGCGGUUUGGACGGUAUUGAGGCCUUGCAAAGUCACGACAAUGAGAAAGUCUACGAACGGGCUUUGCACAUUAUCGAGAAUUAUUUCGCCGAUGGUGAGGAGGGAGUCACUGUUACUGUAGCAAAUGGGGAGAUUCAGUUCGCUACUCCUAAUAUGGCCGAUCAACAACAAUCACCCUUUUCCUUCUAAGUUUCAACCGAUGCGUUUAGUUCAUUCCUUAUUGUGUUAGUGACACGUUUUGUAUUUUUAUAGUCUGUAUUACGAUAUGUUCCCAGUUUUCGAAAUAAAAAUUAUGUUAAACCUUGAAA